CGAUGCGCUUCUGAACGAAGAGCGCAUGCUCCACCUGAAGCGAAACGCUGUUGGACAGUUAAAUAUAACUGUUGAAGACUACACUAGGAGAACAGAGGAAAGUCUUGGUAUGUACAUUAGUUGACAUCUGAAGGGGUAAAGUUGAAGAGUACUGACAUACAUAACUAAGUUCGUUGUUAAUUUUAUUGGCCGCCAAUGGGCAUAUGCAAGGACGUGGAGGCAAGAGUGACAUCCUGCAUGGACAUCAUUCAGGGUCUGUUUUCUUGGACAGUCCAUGACACAAAACGCGAUAAUCGCGUUUGCGGUUGUGAACACAAAACAUAUUCUGGCAUGGAAAAUAGUGUUUGAUUGGCUACUUGUCCAGUUUAAGUUUUUUGCAGCCGAAGAGCCAAUAACAAAUGGAGUCAAUUCUCACCAGUGCUGUGGGUUGAGUGUAGAGUGGCUGUAUUCUUGCCGAGCAAUUCUUUGGUACAUCGGCGGUACUUUCAGCUAUUCUAGGACAUUGGUGGACUUUAAGGGUGGCGGGGCUGAUGAUGGUGGAGGUGAGAUAUUUACUCGCUACAUGUACCUUUUGCCUCAUUUCCGCUCGAAGAAGUCUCUUCAUCAUACAGUUUUUACAGUGGUCCAGAGGAAGUUCAGUGAGCUCGUACAACGUUCUCAACGUGCAGGAGCGAUAUUCGCAUGGUGGGGCGUAGACAGGCAAGAGAAGCAGCGCAUCAUGUAUUCUUAUCUGUGGUCCUUGAGCAAUCUAGUAUUCAUGAACGAGUUCUGCAUUGAAAGGAAACUGAACAAGGGAGGCUAUUAUCUUUAUCUCAUGACCUUUCCAUCGAGAAAAAAGAAAAUCUCUCUUCUUUCCCCUCUCAGCUGCCUUGUUGUUCGUUCCCGUUUAUCCAUCAUGGAGGUCAAAUUCCACCUGAAAGAAGAACCAAACGUGGUUUAUACCUUUGUCGUAUCCUCUUCUAACACACCAAUCGUACAGAUACGGCAGAGCAUUGCAUCAGCAAUCCACGUAACUCCCAGCAUUAUCAUUCUUUCAUUUACGGACCGUGAGAUGCUGGACCACGAAAUACUCUGCUCGUACGAGCUUACAGAUACUGGUUCAAUAAAGUACAAAUUUUACUGGGCUUAGGUUAACAAUGUGUGGGCGGGUUUCGGAAACCAAUAUGGCUCCAUAGUGAGAU
Gamsiella multidivaricata is the source of this 1181-nucleotide messenger RNA. RefSeq lists its product as uncharacterized. The record is from RefSeq and is a predicted model, not a curated record. Lineage: Eukaryota; Fungi; Mortierellomycota; Mortierellomycetes; Mortierellales; Mortierellaceae. The transcript has 3 exons. The coding region runs from base 275 to 1129 and encodes 284 amino acids.